This is a messenger RNA of Penicillium canescens, 1941 nucleotides long. Its product is annotated as WD40 repeat domain-containing protein. The transcript has 3 exons. Lineage: Eukaryota; Fungi; Ascomycota; Eurotiomycetes; Eurotiales; Aspergillaceae. The coding region runs from base 1 to 1941 and encodes 646 amino acids. The record is from RefSeq and is a predicted model, not a curated record. Gene Ontology annotation, cellular component: transcription repressor complex; nucleus. Gene Ontology annotation, molecular function: protein binding. Gene Ontology annotation, biological process: negative regulation of transcription by RNA polymerase II.
AUGAAGCUUUUUCCGACGAUCAUAAGACAAUUGGCGAAGCGUAUUCCCCAACUGACCCCUGGUGUCCAAAACGCAAUCCGUAACAACUAUGACGUUGGAACUAAAGGAAUGAGAGAACAAUUUGAUAUUUUACUCCUUCAACCACUGCUGGACUUGAAUUUAUCAGCUAUCCCAAUCCUAAAUAUGGUCAUCGUGAUUGACGCACUGGACGAAUGUGACGUGGACGAUGACAUGCGACUUAUACUCCAACUUCUACCACAGCUACAGAAGCUAAAUUCUGUACGUCUGCGAGUUUUCUUGACUAGCAGGCCUGAAUUACCAAUCCGCCUAGGAUUCAAAAAGAUUGCAAACCGUGAUCAUAAAGACUUGGCUCUCCAUGAAAUCCCCGAGGAAGUUAUUGAGCAUGAUUUACUAAUAUUCUUGAAAGACCGACUUUCUGAUAUUAGGCAAGAGCGAGAACCUCCCCUACCUCUCGACUGGCCUGGAGCUACAGAUCUCCACAAUCUAGUAAAAUUGUCUGUUCCACUGUUUGUUUUUGCUGCUACUAUUUGCCGUAUCCUCGAGGACCCUCUUUGGGAUCCUAUGGAUAGUCUCGCUGCGAUCCUCGAACGUCAAAACGACGAAUCUAAAUUAGACGGAACAUACCUUCCCGUGCUUAAUCGCCUACUUAACCGACAAAGUGAGAAACAAAAAGCGCGACUGGUUCAAGAAUUUCACCAAGUAGUGGGUCCAAUAGUGAUACUAGAGAACCCACUCUCAGUUAUCUCACUUUCAAGACUUCUAGGCAUCCCAAAAAGGCUUAUCUAUCUGAGACUGAAUCUACUGCACUCAGUUUUUAGUGUACCAGAUAAUGAGACUUUCCCGGUUCGGCUCUUUCAUCUAUCAUUUCGGGACUUUCUUCUUGAUCCGGAAACCCGCGAAAAGACUCCCUUUGGGGUGGAUGGGGAAGAAAUGCACCAGAUCGAUUGGCAAACUAUCGAUCGCUGUAUCCCUCCGGAAUUACAAUAUGCCUGUCAAUAUUGGGCUCGUCAUCUGGUGCAAUUCGCAGACUUAAAUGGUGUGAUGCAUGAUGCUCUCUUGUUUUUGCAGAGGCAUUUCCUGCACUGGGUGGAAGCUAUGAGUCUACAAGGUCUUAUAUCAGAAGUAGUAGGGAUUAUUAGUGCUCUGCAGGCGGUUCUACCAGAUAAUAACCAUUCCACAAUUUCCGGCUUCCUGCAUGAUGCGAAGCGCUUUAUUCUUAAAAACCGCAAAAUAGCCGAUGAAGCGCCUCUCCAACUUUACUGCUCAGGACUUGGAUUUACACCAAGGAGGUCGAUAAUUCGAAAGUUAUUCGAAGAAGAGCUCCCCAAUUGGAUAUUGUUUCCAGAUGUUGCCGAAACCUGGAGCACAGAGUUACAGGCCCUCGAGGGCCAUUCAGGUGGCAUUAACUCUGUGGCCUUCUCACCGGAUGGCCGACUGCUAGCCUCGGGAUCUGGUGAUAUGACCGUCAAGCUCUGGGAUCCCACCACAGGCGACCUGCAGCAGACACUCAAAGACCAUUCAUCUGCGGUAUCUUCUCUGGCUUUCUCACCAGCUGGCCAACUGCUGGCUUCAGGCUCUGGUGACAAGACUGUUAAACUCUGGGAUACCGCCACUGGUUCGCUGCAAGUGACUCUGGCUGUUCAAGGCAGACCUUAUGAACUCGCCUUUUCUACAAUUGGUCCAUAUCUGGAGACAACUUUGGGACCUGUUAACAUCCAGCAAUGGUAUAAGUAUAGCUCCCAGGCAUCACUAAUUGAUGCUGGAUUGUUUGUACAAAGUUUUCAUUGGGUCUAUUUCCGAGGUAAAAAGUUGCUAUGGCUUCCUCCUACGUAUCGGCCUAACUGCUGGGCAGUGAGAGAUGGCAUUCUUGUCCUUGGGAAUUCAUCGGGGAGCGUUUCUUUUAUCACGAUUUCCAUGUAA